AUGAUCGUUUCAGCGUACUGGAUAGCCCAUAGAGCUGUGAAAACAGUUUUUGACCAUGAAGAUAGUCUCCGUCCUUCCUUGCACUCCACCGAGCGUGUGUGGGAGGCUGCCAAGGAACACUUCAAUGUGACAUCACAAGCUGAACUCCUACCACACGUGUAUAAACACUUCGAUAAAGCACAAUUCGCUGGAUUGACAUCAAAGCUAUCCCAAUUAGCUUAUGAAGGGGAUGAACUAGCGCAGCACGUGUUCGCUGAUGCUGGUUCAGCGCUAGCAGCACACGCUGCAGCACUCGCAGAUAAAGCACAGAGGAGGAACAGGAGGGAAAAGGGACAGGGGGAGGGAAUGGAGGAAAACGGAGGAGAACUGAAAACAAUAAGAGUUGUAUGUGUCGGCUCGGUCUGGAAGAGUUGGUCGCUGUUGAAACCUGGGACGCUGAAACAACUCAAUAAGAGACGUAUAACAACAAACCUUGAAUUUGUUCGUUUGCGUGUAUCGAGCGCUAUUGGAGCUGCCUGGCUCGCUGCUAAGAACGUUGACUUUGAUCUGCCGAGAGACGACAAGACGUACUGCGAGGUGUUCUAUACUUACACACCAAAUAUUAACAAACUAAGUAAGGUGAAUGGUCACAAUGGAAAAGAGAAUGGCGUCGUUGGCUGCGGAUGUAGCGAUUGGUCCUAUUGGAGCUAA
Molecule: messenger RNA, 690 nt
Organism: Danaus chrysippus (African queen)
Lineage: Eukaryota; Metazoa; Arthropoda; Insecta; Lepidoptera; Nymphalidae
Source: the annotation of a GenBank genome assembly